CCAGCUGAUUUUCAAACUGCGCUUUGCGCUAGCGGUUUGCCCAAACAAACCUCUGGAUACGCCACUACAUAUUUGUUGUUGUUGUUGUUGUUGUUAUUAUUAUUGUUAUUGUUAUUAUAAUUAUUAUUAACAAUUUAAUAGGGCAUUAAUUAAAAGGCACCUUUGGUUUUGGAAUGUCUGCGCAUUCCUCAAAUAGGAAAUUUGUUUCGAUUUAUAAUUGAAAAGACGGUUUAUUUUGACUGGUUAAAUAUAAAGGUAUAUAUAUAUACAUGAAAUAUAUGUAGGUAAGUAACAUUUAUCAUGGCGGAGAUGGUUAAUUUACAGAUAUCCAGCACCAUAUCUCAAUUUGGAUCAGAGAAAAGAUUUGAAAAGAACAUACUUAUCUCGGCAUUGAAGGGGAAACUUGAGCUUAUAACAGGUGUAACCUCAGGAUGGAUGGAACUGGAAUUGUAUAAUGAAAACAAUGUAUUAAUAAGUAAGCUUGUAGAUGACAAAAUGUUGGGAUACUAUUCUCCACUGGAUAGCUGGCGAAUACAUGUUAUAAACAAAAACCCUAACACAGUAGCUGGAGAAUUUGAUGAUUUAUCUAAAGUGGAAAAAUAUGAAAUGGCUGAAGAUGAAUACGAUAAAAAACAAGAUAGUGUUCGAAAUUUUAUGAAAAGAAACAAGCUUGGUAAGUUUUCCGAAGACGCUAAAAAUGCGGAAGAACUGGCAUUGGAAAAAGAAAAAAGUGAAGAAGACCGAGCAAAAACUUUUAAGGUUGGAGAUCGCUGUGAAACAUCAGUUCCAAAACAAGCAAAGCGACGUGGUGUGGUCAUGUAUAUAGGUUCAACAGAGUUUAAACCAGGUUGUUGGGUUGGUGUAAAGUAUGAUGAGCCACUUGGUAAAAACGAUGGAAGCGUCCAAGGAAAACGUUACUUCACAUGUCUGCCGAAGUAUGGCGGUUUUGUUCGACCAAGUCAAAUGGAAGUCGGGGACUUUCCUGAAGACGAUUUGGGAUUUGACGAUGACGAUGAGAUGUAAUGAAGCGCCAAGUUUAACGCCGCGCCAAAUGGCAACGAUAAUCUUGAAGAAAGAUUGUCUCACUAUAAAAUGACAAAACCGAAUUGAAAUUCUGUUCAGAGAAAUGUAUUAGUACAAAUUCACGCAGAGAAGAUUUAAGACAAUAUUUAUUAUAUCGAUUCUCCCAUGAAAGUUAUUCAUAAACUUUUUAUUCACCUUGUGAAUUCAGCUUGUAUAUAAGAUUAUUGUUAAAAUAAAUAUGUGAAGUAAUCUACUGA
Messenger RNA from Hydractinia symbiolongicarpus, 1280 nucleotides. RefSeq names its product tubulin-folding cofactor B-like. Gene Ontology annotation, molecular function: alpha-tubulin binding; microtubule plus-end binding. The record is from RefSeq and is a predicted model, not a curated record. NCBI's taxonomy places the organism in Eukaryota, Metazoa, Cnidaria, Hydrozoa, Anthoathecata, Hydractiniidae. Gene Ontology annotation, biological process: tubulin complex assembly; cytoplasmic microtubule organization; post-chaperonin tubulin folding pathway. Bases 301 to 1023 code for a protein of 240 amino acids. The transcript is spliced from 6 exons. Gene Ontology annotation, cellular component: cytoplasm; nucleus; microtubule plus-end.